Messenger RNA from Triticum aestivum (bread wheat), 1646 nucleotides. RefSeq names its product histone deacetylase HDT3. Bases 119 to 1417 code for a protein of 432 amino acids. Lineage: Eukaryota; Viridiplantae; Streptophyta; Magnoliopsida; Poales; Poaceae. The transcript has 9 exons. The record is from RefSeq and is a predicted model, not a curated record.
CCCUGCUCCCCUCCGUCGUCUCCACCGCCAAAACCCUAAACCCGAGCCUCCUCCCUCUCCCGCUCCAAUCAGCUAGGGUUUUCGCGCGGCCGCCUCUUCGACUCCCCGAGCGACCACGAUGAAGUUCUGGGGUGUGGAAGUGAAGCCGGGACAGACAGUUUAUUGCGACCCUGGUGAAGGGCGUGUUGUUCAUCUCACACAGGUUGCCCUGGGUGAAGCAGAGAAAGGAAGUGUCGGCAUACUAGUAUCUGCUAAAAUUGGUGAUCAAAAGGGGGCCAUUGGAACUCUGUCGGCUGAAAAUCACCCUCAUAUUCCUUGUGAUUUGAUCUUUGAGAAACAGUUUGAGCUAUCACACAGUUCAAAAACUGCCAGUGUGUUUGCGUGUGGUUACAAGAUUUUUGUGCCUAUCUGCGAGUCUGAUUCUAGCGAGCUUGAUUCUAGCGAGUUUGAUUCCAGUGAGUCUGAUUCCAGCGAGUCUGAUUCUAGCGAAGAUGAAGUGGAAACUGUAAACAAUCAAGUGACCAAUCGUAUUGUCGGCAAUGUGGUAAAGCCUCCAACAACAAAGGAUGAUAAAAAGGUUACAGAUAAACCUGACAGUGGUGAGGAUGAUAGUGACUUUUCUUCAGAUUCAGAUGAUUAUGCCGAUGAUGGGUACAGUAGCUUAGAUACCGAUUCUGAAGAGGACGGUACCGGUAGUGAAGAGAUGGAUACCAGUAGCAAAGAGGAGGACAAAGACAGUCCUAAGACUGAGGAUGGCAAGAAGGCGGUGGCCGAGACUGCCUUGAAGACACCUGCCUCUGACGAUACCAGUAGCAAAGAGGGUUCAGGUGAUGAGGAAAACAAGAACACUCCUAAGCCCGAGGAUGGCAAGAAGACGGCGGCCGAGACUGCCUUGAAGACACCUGCCUCGACAGCAUCAUCUGGCCCUUGUGCACUACAGCCCGAGGAUGGCGAGAAGACGGUGGCCGCCGAGACUGACUUGAAGACACCUGCCUCUGACGAUACCAGUAACAAGGAGGAUACAAAUGAUCAGGAAGACAAAAGCACUCCUAAGCCUGAGGUUGGCGGGAAGAGGGCGGCCGAAACCGCCUUGGAGACGCCUGCUCCUGACAAGAAGGCAAAGAUUGAAACACCAUCUGGCCAGGACGCCGGUGCGGUCGUAAGAACAGUUUUUAACCAACUAAAUCCCCAUUUACUUCAGAUGACAAGAAGACUGUCCAUGUGGCAACUCCCCAUCCAGCAAAGCAGGCCGACAAGGCGCCUGCAGGGAACAGCAAGCAAAACCUCAAGUCCAAAUAUGUCGGCGGCGCCCACGCCUGCAAGUCGUGCAGCAGGACAUUCGGCAGUGUUUCAGCGCUCCAAUCGCAUGAGAAGGCCAAGCACGCUUGAGCUGCUGCUGGUGACAACAUGUUGCUGAUGCCGAUGCUGAUGCCCCGUCUCCAACUUCUGUACUCUUGUCAGCCUUAGAUUAGUGUUAGAAAGUAUUGCAUACGGUGUUGGUUCUUAUAUACCCGGUUUUGUGCCGUUGAUAUUUUUGGCGAAUCUGAUAGCUACUGAGAUGUCGGUUAAUAUUCGGUAAAGAUAUUAUAGUUGGGAGGUGAUGUAUGGUAAACCUGGAAAUUGGAAAGCCAUGUUUUGAUGUUAUA